UCCGCUCCGCCGGGUGAGCGCGCGCGCGCGCGGCUGGCGGAGAAGCGCUCGGGCCAGCUAGAGGUGAAAGCAAAUCACCCCCAGAGCUACUUGUGAAGGGCUUGGAUGCUGCGGUGAUGGGCAGGUGCCCCAUCGGUGGAUGGAAUGCGCUUGGCUGUAUCACAGCUCCCCCUCGCCAGCGUUAGUUCUCCUCAGUCUUUCUGCAGCACAAAGACACAGCUGUUUCGGAGUUAAAAUGGAAAAGUAUGAGACCCUUGGGCUAGUUGGAGAAGGAAGCUACGGAAUGGUAAUGAAGUGUAGAAAUAAAGACAAUGGAAGAAUAGUCGCCAUCAAGAAGUUUUUGGAAAGUGAGGAUGAUAAAAUGGUUAAAAAAAUUGCCAUGCGAGAAAUCAAGCUACUCAAGCAACUUCGACAUGAAAAUCUGGUGAACCUGCUGGAAGUGUGUAAGAAGAAGAAACGAUGGUAUCUGGUGUUCGAAUUUGUGGAUCACACACUCCUCGACGACCUUGAGCUGUUUCCACAUGGACUAGAUUACAAUAGAGUUCGGAAAUCUUUAUUUCAGAUUAUAAAAGGAAUAGGAUUUUGUCACAGUCACAAUAUAAUACACAGAGACAUUAAACCGGAAAAUAUAUUGGUCUCCCAAUCAGGAGUUGUAAAACUCUGUGAUUUUGGAUUCGCUCGUACUCUGGCAGCCCCUGGUGAAGCUUACACUGACUAUGUGGCAACGCGAUGGUACAGAGCUCCAGAACUUUUGGUUGGCGAUACCAAGUAUGGCAAGGCUGUGGAUGUGUGGGCCAUUGGCUGUCUGGUCACAGAAAUGCUUACAGGAGAGCCCCUGUUUCCUGGCGACUCGGACAUUGACCAGCUGUACCAUAUCAUGAAAUGUCUGGGCAACUUAACUCCACGCCAUCAAGAGCUGUUCUAUAAAAAUCCACUCUUUGCUGGAGUGAGGUUGCCAGAGGUCAAGGAGGCCGAACCUCUUGAAAGACGGUAUCCCAAGCUCUCUGCGGCAGUGUUGGAUUUAGCCAAGAAAUGCUUGCAGGUCGAUCCGGACAAAAGGCCAUCCUGUGCUGAGCUACUGCAGUGCGAUUUCUUUAACAAAGAUGGAUUUGCGGAAAGAUUUACUCAGGAGCUUAGGUUAAAGGUUCAGAAAGAUGCCAGGGACCAUCCUUUGCCAAAAAAAUCAAAAAUUAGCAAAAAGGACAAAGACGAUUCUUUAGGAGAAGAAAGAAAAAUGCUUGAUAUCCAGGACUUCAACAUUGAUCCAAAGAUCAAAGAUUCUAAACUGUUCAAGGUGAAAUUAUCCAAAGCUGAGGUGGAGAAAGCUGACAGAUCUUCCAAUAUGAGCUCCCUGUAUGACAGUGGAACCAGUCAGUUCAAAACAGUCCCUCCGACAAGCAUGAAAGACUCCAGCAGCAGCUUGGAUUACAUAAAGAACCCAGGCAUGGUUAUUCCUCCCAUUAUCCCGAACCUUGCCACCAUCACGCCCAAUAUAAGUGUUAACUCUGGGAUGGGAACUAUUCCUGGAACCCAUAAUUACAGAGUUGAUGAGAAGACUAAAAAAUACUUAACCCCUUUUAUAAAGCAAGGGAAACAUUCACCAGCAGGGCAUUACAAUGUCAGCUUUGGCACAUCGGUCUCAAAUGAAAAGAACGUUCUUCAGGCAAACAAGAAAAGAUGGGAAUUCUCCAAGACAGAUGUGCGUUUGCCUGAGCUAAACUAUAACCAUCUCCCUGAACUCAAAGGAGUGGACGCUCGAAAUUCCAGAUUUGUCAAAAAGGAGAACAAAACAGUCUCAGAGUCUCGCAUUCCAUCCCUUGCCACCAUCGAUCUUCACAACCCGAGCCUGGCUUUGCAACAGAUAUCGGGAACAUCACUGCCAGAUGCUUCAGAAGCCAGCUUCCCUCGAGUAGAACACUAGCCCGGAGAAGAACUGAGGGAUUGGGUACUUUUUGCCUCUGAAGCGUAUGUAUUACUUUCUGCAGCUUAGCCUCUUGUUGCCUUUCAAAAAGAACACUUGACAAGGGCGGAUACCUUUUGUGGGUUUACUGAAGAGAGAGCCUUCCGAUGUUCAAUAUCGCCGUUUGCAGCAUACUCGUGUUUAGAACGUAUUUGUGCUGCUGCCGAGCAGGGAAGACCAGUGCAUGAUUUUGUGAAUGGGUCCCUUUUCCUGUAUCGUGCUGUGUAGUUCCAUGCAUAUGUAUCUUGAUCCUAAGUGGAUUUUUUUUGUGUGAAACUGACCUGAGGUGUUCGGCAUUAGAGACGGGGAUGGAAUGCAUUAUGGAAUUGUGUGUGUCUUCUGAAAAGAUGGUUACCCAACAGUGAAACUAAGUCAGUGUGUUAGGAUACUGAUCAUCUCCUGUUGUGGGGAGAAGAGCUGUACCCAGAGAUGGAUGAGGUUUUGUGGGGCCCUGGGCCAGAGUAAGUGUGGGCCUCUCCCCACCACUUCUGCAUGCAGUCCCCUUCUUCCCCUGGCACGCCUGCCAGGGAAAUGGGGUUAGAGCGAGUGGGGCUCCUGCUGGGGGUGGGGUCGGGGCGUGGGGCCUCCCCCGCUCCCUGGCGGGAGCACCUGGCAGGCAGAGCGUGAUCAGGGUGCAUGCCCAUUUUUCCGGGGGCCCCUGGGCAUGGGCCCUGUUGGCCCAGUGGCUAAUCCACCACUGGUGGUACCAAGGUCAUCCAAUACAGUUAUCUUGUAGUAAACUAUUUUUCUUUAAAAAAACAACAACAAAAAACAUCUUUAUGGUCAGUUGAGAGCCCCAGGUCUCAGUGAGAGAGCGCAGGGUUACCAAGAUUUAUGAGCCAAGAAAAGAUGGUAACUCCUACCCUUUAACCUUUUUAAAGAAAAAAGAGAGCUGGCAAAUUUAACAGACCCAAAAGAGAGUGACGUAUGGGAAACUUAGAUAACGGAAGAAAAAAUUCACUGAGACUACACGUUAAAGACACACUGUCACCAUAAAAAUUGUCAAUGGAAAAUGUAUCAAUAUGCUAUCAAUAACGCUUACAUUUAAAAGUUAAAACUGAAUGAAUUUUAAAAAUCUAAUAUACUUUUUGCCAUGUGUUUACUAUUGUCAUUUCACUAAUUUUGGGUAGUGAAACUUAAACUGCUCACUUUCCGUGACUGGUUCCCAGGCUCUGGCAUAGAGCUGAUGUAUUUGGAUUUCCAACACUACAGGGGACUGUUUAAAUUUUAAUAAAUCAUGUUUUUGUGAAAUCUUUACAAAUCAUCAGUACAGACGUACUCGUGUUGUGGUUUUUUGUGACACCCUGUUUAAUAUGAAAUACUAAUUUUGGUCCUAAACUACAGACAACAUCACUAAAAUAUCAGAACCGUUUGAAGAUAAAUAUUUGUGCAUUGCCUGCAUAUCCUCAUCUGUGUACCUCACCCCUGGCAGCAUCCUCCUGCAAAUACUGACCCUGCUCCUGAACCGGAUUCAGUUGUUGGGAAGGGCUAAGGGAUUACUGUAUAUAAAAUCCACUUCAGGGAUUGUUACCAUCCGAAAUCAAUUAAAUCAAGAGAUGUCUCCAGCAUUUAUAUUGAGAAUUUUUGAAUGGUCUAGGAUUCUGUAGCAUUAGUGACUAUCAAUUGUUGAAAUGGAUCUGAUAGCUGCUUAAAGAAACACCGUCAAGUUGAAAUCUCGUCAGUUAAAGGAAGUGCAUUAAAACUGGUUUCUGGUGUUUCAACUCUACCAGUUGUUGUUUUACAGUCACAUUUUCCUGUUUGUGGGUUGUGUGUGUAGGUUAUUUUUGUGGGGUGUUUUUUUUUUUUCCAUAACUUCCCUCUUGCCAAAGAAAAGACUUACACAAACAGGGGGAACUGACUGACUUUGCAGAGCGAAUGGUAACACUGAUUAUAUACACACAGUGCUAUCAAAUGCACAAAGUAAAUAAACUGCAAAAAGGAAGAAAUCGUGUUUGCUGACUUCUUUCAGUUAUAACAACUUUUUUAUAGGUUACUUUUCUAACUGGGCUACAGUGGGAACUGCUGGGGGCUUGGCACUCUUGAAAAGCCUGUUACUUGUUUAGGAGCCUAAGUAAGGAAUUAGCCUAUUUUCUUAAGUUGGUGUCUUUAUAAAGUCCUCCCCAUAGUCAUGGAUACAAACUAUUAAGACAGAAGCAUGACUUUUAAAUAGGUGUCUAUCUUUUUUUCCGGGGCGGGGCUUGUUUUUUUACUUUGCAUUAUGACACAAUUUCCUGCCAUUCUUGGUUUGUUUGUUUUAAACUCUGAAGUCCUAGGUGCAUUUUUGAAAUACUCUCUCAAUGUAAAGGAUGUGUGCAGGUUUCUGUCCAAAAGGAAAAUGUAUUUCCUAUUUUGAGAAAAAGAAAGAUGGU
Messenger RNA from Terrapene triunguis (Three-toed box turtle), 4329 nucleotides. RefSeq names its product cyclin dependent kinase like 2 (gene CDKL2). The coding region runs from base 140 to 1921 and encodes 593 amino acids. The transcript has 14 exons. Gene Ontology annotation, biological process: protein phosphorylation. Gene Ontology annotation, cellular component: nucleus. The record is from RefSeq and is a predicted model, not a curated record. Lineage: Eukaryota; Metazoa; Chordata; Testudines; Emydidae. Gene Ontology annotation, molecular function: ATP binding; cyclin-dependent protein serine/threonine kinase activity.